AUGGCCCAGGGAGCAGACCUUGCCAUAGAGCCUGGAGACAGGUACUCUAGAAAACAAGCAUUGCCCAAGUGGUAUUCAGAAGUGGAGAUCCAGGAGUUGAGAAGCAGUCACAGGGACAAUCUCUGGCUUGGGUCAGGGAGCCCAAGCAGCCCUAAUGGCUACCCCAAAGAAGAGAUGAUUUACAGAUGGAGAAAAAAUUCAGUUGAGGCAGCUGAUCAGAAAUCCUGGAGGCUUUAUCAGUUUGACUUUAUGGGCCUCAGAAACACGACAGAAAUUGUAACAACAUCUGCAGGUGAUUAUGUUGUCAUGACCAUAUAUUUUGAAUUGAGUAGAAGAAUGGGAUACUUCACUAUUCAAACAUACAUUCCCUGUAUACUGACUGUGGUUUUAUCCUGGGUGUCAUUUUGGAUCAAAAAAGAUGCUACACCAGCAAGAACAGCAUUAGGCAUCACCACAGUGCUGACGAUGACCACACUCAGCACCAUUGCCAGGAAUUCCUUGCCCCGUGUGUCCUAUGUGACUGCCAUGGAUCUCUUUGUGACCGUUUGCUUCUUAUUUGUUUUUGCUGCUCUGAUGGAGUAUGCCACCCUCAACUAUUAUUCAAGUUGUAGAAAACCAACUACCACUAAGAAGAAAACAUCGUUAUUGCAUCCAGAUUCCUCAAGAUGGAUUCAUGAGAGAAUAAGCCUACAAGCCCCCUCCAACUAUUCUCUCCUCGACAUGAGGCCACCAACACCUGCAAUGAUCACUUUAAACAAUUCUGUGUACUGGCAGGAAUUUGAAGAUACCUGUGUCUAUGAGUGUCUGGAUGGCAAAGACUGUCAGAGCUUCUUCUGCUGCUAUGAAGAAUGCAAAUCAGGAUCUUGGAGAAAAGGGCGUAUUCACAUAGACAUCUUGGAGCUGGACUCAUAUUCCCGGGUCUUUUUCCCUACAUCGUUCCUGCUCUUCAACUUGGUCUAUUGGGUUGGAUACCUGUAUCUCUAAAUGUUGCUAUGGUGAUGACUGAAGAGCACUAGGUUUCCCUCUUUACCUUUCACCCUCCCCAGACCAGUAGUGACCAACUGCAGUAGGAAGGAAGGAACACUGCUCAGUUUAUCGGAAGUUAUACAUUACCUUUGAGCAGUACAGGAGUAUGUGGCAAAUAUUUCUAUUAUGUAUUUCACACUCACACACAUGUGUGCGCACACACACAUUAAUUGAAUUUUAAAGUGAUAUUCUUGCUAAUCCCUUAUUAAAUCUGUAGCUUGGUGAUGUUUAUGAAUGGUUUUUGGAUAUUGGAAGCAGUUGCCAAUUGUUGCCAAGAAACCUGUAAAACAUGCAAGCAAAUAUCCAAGAAGAUCUCUCAGGCCAAGACCCCUUCGAUAACUUUCCUUUGCAGCCCUUGGAUGUACCAGUGCCCACAUUCGUGGAGCCACCGCUUGCUGGUACACACUCAUGCCGACCUCAGCCCCACGUUCCUGGGCAGUCUGAGUUCAAACGUGAACUGCAGUGAGUUUUGACCCAGUUUCCUCUCCCUGUGGCCUCUUUUAUGCUGGCACCAUCAUUGUUACUUAGCAUUCCUUUAUCAAAUAAUCUCACCCUAGGCUUGGGAAGGGUGUAUAUGCAUCCACAAGUUUCCAUAUGAGAAAAAAAUAGGAUUUUAAAAAUUCUCAUGUUGCUGAAUUCAAUGAUGUUUAUUGUCUCUGAACAUCAGUUACUACUUUAUUCCAAACUACUGAGAGUCAGCAGUAUUUUUACCUUUGGAUUCUGGGACUAGUUCAGCUGGAGUUCAACAUUUUACCUUAGUUGUGUUUUACUAGACCAAAACACUACCCCAGAGUAUGCGUCUUGCUUAUGUUAUGCUAUUACAGGGUCAGUGAUUAUCUUCAUCUUACAAAGACAGAUACAUAGCAUUCACAAGAUUUUGUCUUGAAAAUGUUUUCCAGAGUGUCAAAGAAUUGUAGAUAGAAUUUAAAAAUUUCUUAGGCAAUAUUAACUUUCAAGUCAAAUCAAACUUAGAUGCAAAAACAAGGGCAAUGGCUAUCAUCAAUGAUAUAUUUUGAUGAACAAAAAUUAUUUUAUACUUUGAAAUAUGAAUAUGUAGCAAAAUCCCAAAGAAAAAAUCCCCUGAAAUUAUUACUCUUUUGAUAUUUUUAUAACACAAAACUAACUUGCUUCUUGAUGUUAGUUAGUUCUUUGUCAUGACUGGAUGCCAGUAUGUACUUCACAAGACUCUUCAGAAGUUUCCCACCAUUGAUAGGGAAAAAGAAAGUCCUAUAGUUCAUUAGUAAUGCUUUGGCAUUAUUAAAAUUUUGGUACUAAAAUUUUGGUACCAGUAUCUCUGUGCUUCUCAUUUUUCUCACCCAGAAAACUGAAUUAAUUUUA
Leptonychotes weddellii (Weddell seal) is the source of this 2364-nucleotide messenger RNA. The record is from RefSeq and is a predicted model, not a curated record. Lineage: Eukaryota; Metazoa; Chordata; Mammalia; Carnivora; Phocidae.